AAAUGCCGAGGUGAGGCCAUAGCCUCCAACUUUUAUAACCAGAAGCAGCUCUGGACGUAAUUCCACAAACUACACCGUUUAGCGGCUAAUCUUCCCCCCAAAUCGCACCGUCACAGAUACGCGUUGGUACAUCUUCUUCAUCCGCAGCUCUCGAAGCCGCAGCACCACCUGGACCCGUACUGAGCCAUAGGCCCAUAGCAUCAGGGAGGCAGCAGCUGUGUGGUGUUGUGGUGGUGGUAUUUCUGCAGAUCAGUGGUGGUAGGUAUUUGAAGUAUAAUUUUGAAAAUGAGUUCGGACAGCAUGAGCAGAAGCAGGAGCAGGAGCAGGAGCCCACCGGAUCGUAAGAUCCGUUCUGAUCGCUUUUCCUAUCGUGAUGCACCUAACAGGAGAGAUUCACGUCGGGGUUUCAGCCGAGACGACCUUUGUAAGAAUUGCAAACGUCCAGGUCAUUAUGCUAGAGAAUGCCCCAAUGUGGCAAUUUGUCACAAUUGCGGACUGCCCGGGCACAUUGCUUCAGAAUGCACCACAAAAUCGCUGUGCUGGAACUGUCGAGAACCUGGUCACAUGGCCAGCAACUGUCCCAAUGAGGGCAUCUGCCACACUUGCGGUAAGGCUGGACAUCGGGCUAAAGAGUGCACGGCUCCCCCACUACCACCUGGGGACUUGAGGCUGUGCAACAACUGCUAUAAGCAGGGUCAUAUUGCAGCUGACUGUACAAAUGAAAAGGCAUGUAACAAUUGUAGGAAGACGGGCCACCUAGCACGUGACUGUCCAAAUGAUCCCAUCUGCAACUUGUGCAAUGUAGCUGGUCACGUGGCCAGACAGUGCCCAAAAACCAACACCAUUGCAGAGCGGGGAGGUGGUGUUCGCAGUAGUGGUUACCGCGAUGUUGUAUGCAGAAGCUGCCAGCAGCCGGGUCAUAUGAGCAGGGAUUGCAUGGGCCCCUUGAUGAUCUGUCACAACUGUGGUGGACGGGGACAUCUGGCAUAUGAGUGCCCUUCUGGCAGGUUUAUGGAUCGCUUUGCCAGGAGGUACUGAUGGAUGAGAGAUCGUGUUCUCGGUGAUUAUUCUAUUUAUUAUGCUUUUAUCUCAAGCCUGUUUCUUAUGAUCAAUUGAAGAUAGAUUUACCGGAGUGGAUUUGAAACUCUAUGGUAGGAAUGUGUUGAUUUAGUGUGCUUGUGCUUGAGUUGGGAAUAGAUUUGUCUAUUAAUAAAAGCUGUAUGUCAAUAGUGUUAGCCU
Alnus glutinosa is the source of this 1239-nucleotide messenger RNA. RefSeq lists its product as uncharacterized. NCBI's taxonomy places the organism in Eukaryota, Viridiplantae, Streptophyta, Magnoliopsida, Fagales, Betulaceae. Gene Ontology annotation, molecular function: nucleic acid binding; zinc ion binding. The record is from RefSeq and is a predicted model, not a curated record. The coding region runs from base 286 to 1038 and encodes 250 amino acids. The transcript has 4 exons.